This is a messenger RNA of Schistosoma intercalatum, 1222 nucleotides long. NCBI's taxonomy places the organism in Eukaryota, Metazoa, Platyhelminthes, Trematoda, Strigeidida, Schistosomatidae. The record is from the annotation of a GenBank genome assembly.
GUUUAAUGCAACUGCCAAGGUCGUGCUUUCGGCAGUAGACAUUGUUCUGUCUGGUAAGGCGGGAUUUGUCUGGACGAUUGGGUGUGGGUAUUUAUUGUUUUCGUCGUUAUAUAAUGAAAGGGAGAUCUAUCAGUUGACUAUAAAUUUAGUUAAAGAACAGCAUAUUUUAUGUGUUAGUCAGGCGCAAAGGACUUUUUCAAAUAGGCGUUUUCACAUUAUGAGUGAAUUCCUUUCGGGAAUUAUGUGUUACCUUGUCAUACAUUCUAUCGUUUUCACCUUUCCUGGUAGAAGUAACUCCCAAAACCUCAUUCGCGUAUGACAGUUGCGUUCUAUGCAGAUCUUGAAUGUCGUUUCUAUAUGUAAUGUACAUUCUUACUAAUUCAAACACAUUGGCAGUUUAUAUGAAUCAGUAUAGUACGAAAUUAGGUGUUUCCAAAAUCUCCCCGUACUCAUCACUCAAGUUGCUUGGUAGUGUUCGGAAAAAUUCUGGUCGUCUGUCGAGACAACAUAGAGAUAAUUACAAAAAAAGUGGUUGACCGAUGGCAAGCUCAUUUUAUUUGCGAUACUACGUUGGUCAUAAGGGCAAGUUUGGACAUGAAUUUCUUGAGUUCGAGUUCAGACCUGAAGGCAAGCUUAGAUAUGCUAACAACUCUAAUUAUAAAAAUGACACAAUGAUUCGGAAAGAGGUACCAUUACUUUAUAAUUCAAAUGAUACUCCAGGCGUACGUAAGCCCUUCUGUAAUGGAAGAACUGAAGAGAAUCGUGUUGGAGAGUGAUAUUAUGUCGGAAGAUGAUGCUUCGUGGCCAGUACCUGAUAGAGUUGGCCGUCAAGAGCUUGAAAUUGUUUGUGGCGAUGAACACAUAUCUUUCACAACUUCGAAAAUAGGAUCUUUGAUUGACAUAACGAAUAGCAAGGAUCCUGAAGGAUUAAGAACAUAUUACUACCUAGUUCAGGACCUGAAGUGUCUGGUGUUCUCGCUAAUUGGAUUGCACUUCAAAAUAAAGCCAAUAUAAUACGUCCCGUUUCUUAGUAUUUUUUCUGCUUCAGCUUAUCUUUUUGGGCAACUAGGAGCAAGCCACCAAUAAUUUGAACAAAAAGGAUACCCGGUUGGUGUACAGUAGCAUUGUAAUUUCGAGCAAAGUAAAGAUGAACGUAUAAAUCCAAUUUCGUGUCAUAGGUUGAAAAAUCCUAUAAUUUUAGUAUCGAUACAUGGCUUUCGAC